UCGCGAUCGGGGACGUGGAAUUCCCGGCGCGGGUCUCGAUCAUUGUGUUUCGACGUUCGAACGUGAGAAUCGCGCGACGAUCGAUUUGAUGUCUUCUGCCGAUCGCGACGCGUGUAUGGAUCGUGAAACGUACAUCGGAGAAAGUGGCGGUUCGAUGAUCGAGAAAGGUUACGCUAGUCACGAAACGCGGUUACCGGUUUGGGCAGAUUGUCCUUAUCAGUGAUACACGCUAUCUACGCGAAUGAUUGUCAUUCGGCCCACGAAAUACUUAUGCUCGUCAAUUACGACGGUAUCACUAAGAAUAAUUGCCAUUCUUAUUCAUCGGUUACGAAACAUGUGUUAGCAAGGUUCGCGUCAGUAUCGAGAAGCGACUGCCACAGAGAACAUUGUCUUGCUGUUUCGUUGCUCUGGAGAUGCACAGGAAGAUGUCCGGGACCGUGAACUCAGCAUUCGAGGACAGCGAGCUGAACGUGCUGGAAACUGGUCGGUGGAUCGAUGAAUCGACCAAAGACAAGGAAACGAGAACCAAGAAUGAGUCAAUCAAUUGUUUAGCAGCUGGGUACAACACAUUGAAUAACUUUCUGUUAAAGCAUUCUAGGAUUUGCAAAUUAGUGUUACUGGCUCUAUCGAACGCGCUUGUACUGAUCUACUUUGUUAUCGCCACUCUGUAUUGGAGGAACCACAAUAUCGAGAAGGGACUCAAUUGGUGCAACGGUUAUGGAAUGUUAAUUCUUCUAUUGGUGGUUGGGUAUGGCGGAGUACUUUAUAGUUCCAUUUUGAAACGUAUCCUCCGGAAGAUACUCGUUCGAUGCAGUCAGCCGUUCCGCCAUCUUGUAAAAAGUUUACAAAGAACCAAGUAUGGUAACGUCGCCUGUCAGACGGUGAUUUAUGCGUGUAUUUUUGGUGCUAUUAUAGUCUUUCUAAUUUUCGAUACGACCGACUCGAGGGAGAGGUUGGUAAGCGCCAUCGGUAUCGUUAUCUUGAUUAGUUUCGGAUGGAUAUUCUCGAAGCAUCCGAGUCACAUCAAAUGGAGGCCUGUUUUGUGCGGAUUGAUUCUACAAUUCGUCUUUGGCCUCAUAACGAUCCGAUGGGUCGUCGGGCAGGCGAUAUUCCAGUGCAUAUCCGAGAAAGUGACGACGUUCCUGAACUUCGCCAAAAGCGGUGCCAGUUUCAUCUUCUCCGAACAGCUGGUCAACGACGGGAUAUUCGCGUUCGCCACCCUGCCAGUGAUCUUCUACUUCAGUUUCUUCAUCCAAAUCCUCUACUACCUGGGCGUCAUGCAAUCGAUCAUUUUGAAUUUGGGUCAAGCUCUGCAGAGAUUGAUGGGGACGUCGAUCUGCGAGUCUGUGAUCUGUGCUGCCAACAUCUUCAUCGGAAUGACAGAAUCCCCGUUGCUCAUCAAACCCUACCUGAACAAGUUGACUACCUCGGAAUUACACACUAUUAUGUGUUCAGGAUUUGGAUCGGUGUCAGGAACUGUGCUGGCGGCUUAUAUCGGGUUCGGUGCAAACCCGGCUCACUUGAUAACGGCGUCCCUAAUGGCAGCACCGGCGUCUCUCUGUUACUCGAAACUAUUUUAUCCGGAGACAGAAAAGUCACCCAUUUCGCACGACGACAUUAAACUGGAGAAAUCGGACGACGCCAGUUUCAUGGACGCCGCUAGCAAGGGUGCACUGGCGGGGAUUCCCCUGGUUAUGGGCAUAAUCGCUAAUAUCGUCGCAUUCGUGUCUUUUAUCGCGCUGCUAAACGCGCUGCUCUCUUGGUUAGGCAUGCUGGUCGGUUUCGAUGGUUUGACUUUCGAAUUUAUAUUGUCGAAAACAUUCAUGCCGUUGAGUUGGAUAAUGGGAGUACCCUGGGACAAAUGCGAGGAAGUCGGGACUCUGAUAGGUCUGAAAACUGUCGUAAACGAGUUUGUCGCUUAUCAAAAAUUGGGGGAGUACAAAAGGCAGAAGAAAAUUUUUGGUAGGACCGAAGCGAUCGCUACGUACGCGAUCUGCGGAUUCGCGAACCCUGGAUCUAUAGGAAUCACGCUUGGCGGGUUGUCUACGUUGGCGCCUGACAGAAAGGAACAGAUCUCUAGCGCUGUGUUGAGAGCUUUCAUAGCUGGCAGUGCUGUGAAUUUCCUUACUGCUAGCAUCGCUGGAAUGCUGAUAGCCGAUCCUCCUUUCGAUGCAGUUAACGCAACAAUGGCAUUGAAUAUGUCUGUUGCAAAUGGCAGCUGCAACAGCUGUUAGUCGAACACAUCAUGCCUUAAAUUUGACGAACACCAUUAUUUAUUUCUUCUGCAAAUUAUUCAUGUAAAUACACAGCUGCUCCUUCCCACCGCGUCAUUUGACUAUCGUUUACGUCUACGUGAUAACGUGACACUUGUAUCUACAGUAGCGGCCAUUUAUAUACUUACGUGCAAGUAGUAUUUUUAUUUCUAAAUUGUGUAUAUUGGCCUGGGAAGCUUAUGAAAAUAUCCAAUCUAUAUUAUUAUUAGCACAGACGAGAUAUAUGAAUAGACCUUUCACCUUAUGGACUUU
Colletes gigas is the source of this 2525-nucleotide messenger RNA. RefSeq names its product solute carrier family 28 member 3 (gene CNT2). NCBI's taxonomy places the organism in Eukaryota, Metazoa, Arthropoda, Insecta, Hymenoptera, Colletidae. Gene Ontology annotation, cellular component: membrane. The transcript has 12 exons. Gene Ontology annotation, biological process: nucleoside transmembrane transport. The coding region runs from base 414 to 2234 and encodes 606 amino acids. Gene Ontology annotation, molecular function: nucleoside:sodium symporter activity. The record is from RefSeq and is a predicted model, not a curated record.